AUGACUGUUACGUAUACAGCUCGGGUAGCCAGUGCCCGCUUUGGUGGCUUCUACAAGCUGCUGAGCCUAUGGCGUGGAAGCAUCUAUAAAUUGCUGUACAAGGAGUUCCUGGUCUUCUCGGUUUCCUACUUGGGACUAAGCCUUAUGUAUCGGUAUAUCUUAAAAGAAGAUCAGAAACGAGUCUUUGAAAAGGUGGUCAUUUAUUGCAACGACUAUGCCAAUCUCAUCCCUAUCUCCUUUGUUCUGGGCUUCUAUGUAACACUGGUAGUAAACCGCUGGUGGAGCCAAUACACCUGCAUGCCAAUGCCAGAUCGCCUGAUGUGUGCCAUCUCUGGAAAUGUGCAUGGUGCUGAUGAGAAGGGGCGGCUUUAUCGACGGACACUCAUGCGCUACUGCAGCCUGUCGGCAGUCUUGAUCUUGCGCUCAGUCAGCAUUGCUGUGUUCAAGCGCUUCCCCACCAUGGACCAUGUGGUGGAGGCAGGAUUCAUGACUCGUGAGGAACGCAAGAAAUUUGAACACCUCAACUCCUCCUACAAUCGAUACUGGGUCCCCUGCAUUUGGUUUACCAACUUAGCUGCACAGGCACGUAAAGAAGGCCGCAUACGUGACAGCUGUGCCCUCAAGUUGCUCAUGGAGGAACUGAAUCACUUUCGUGGCAAUUGCAGCAUGCUUUACCACUAUGACUGGAUCAGUGUACCAUUAGUCUAUACUCAGGUGGUUACCAUUGCUGUAUACAGCUUCUUCUUUUCUUGUCUAAUCGGACGGCAAUUCCUCGAUCCAGCCCAAGGUUAUAAAGGAUACGAUCUAGACCUGUGGGUACCUGUUUUCACCCUGCUUCAAUUCUUCUUCUACUUUGGAUGGCUCAAGGUGGCUGAGCAACUCAUCAACCCUUUUGGGGAGGAUGACGACGACUUUGAAACCAAUUUAUUGAUCGACAGGAACUUCCAGGUCUCCAUGAUGGCUGUGGAUGAGAUGUAUGGGGACCUGCCUAUCCUGGAGAAGGAUAGGUAUUGGGAUUCCUCAAACCCACGCGCCCCGUACACAGCAGCCACAGUUUUUCUGUUGCAACAGCCAUCAUUCCAAGGCUCCACGUUUGAUGUGACACUGGCAAAAGAAGAUAUGCAGUUCCAGCCUCUGGAGGAGAUUGUCGAAGGCCUUGAACAGAGCCGCCAUGUGCCUGCCCACCUCUUAAACCGACUGCUCUCUACAGCUCCUACCUCGGGUGGUUUUGGACGUCGACUCUCUCUGCUGAAGCGCAAGAACAGCUGUGUUUCAGAGCCAUCGACCACCUACAGCUGCCUUUGUCAGGACACACAGGCCACUGACUGCACAUGUUCCCCGCCCGCCAGGCAGCACAUGCGCAGUAACAGCAUUCCCUUCAUCCCUGAAGGGGAAGGAGGCCCUGGCCACGAUACCGCUGGCCCGGGAACAGAAGCAUGUAGCGUUCUCCCAGAGGCUCAUGCUGUUGAGUUGGGUGAUCUGUCUCAGAGCGCUUUGGGCCAGGAGAGUGUUGCAGCUGCCCCCCAUGAUCCAGAUCCCCUUGUGGAUACAUCAGUUCACACAACUGGUAAUGUCUUGUCCUGGCCUCUCCUAGAACAUGACUCUUCAGAUACUUCCUUCUUUCACAACCCAAAGGAGGUGCCCAGCAAGGAGGGUCUUCUACCAGUCAGCUAUCCACCCUGGCUGCAGAGCCCCAUUGAGGAGGAAAAUGUGGCAUGA
Python bivittatus (Burmese python) is the source of this 1719-nucleotide messenger RNA. It is a transcript of the gene BEST2, whose product is annotated as bestrophin 2. Gene Ontology annotation, molecular function: chloride channel activity. The record is from RefSeq and is a predicted model, not a curated record. NCBI's taxonomy places the organism in Eukaryota, Metazoa, Chordata, Lepidosauria, Squamata, Pythonidae.